UCGAAUCUGACACGGUGCCGUUUUCGUCGGUGCCUACACAGUAAUUGCCAACCAUCUCUCUCCCAGAAGAGAUCUUUUUUAUAUCCUAUACGUUUUCGUUUCUCGGAUCAAGAAAACCAAAAUCCAACAACAGAUAUUUUCACGAGGAACAAUAUGUCGAAUUACGCUCGUGGCGGCGAAGACGAGGUCGAUGACUUCGACGAGUACGAUCCAACGCCGUACGGGGGCGGUUACGACAUCGUGCUCACCUACGGCCGGCCUCUCCCGCCGUCCGAUGAGAUCUGCUACCCUCUCUCCUCCUCCACGCCUUCCGAUGACUUCGACUAUGAUCGCCCCCAGUACACCUCCUACGCCGAGCCUUCCGCCUAUCGCGACGAGGCCCUCGAGACUGAAUACAGCAGCUACGCCCGUCCCAAGCCCCGACCCGCGCCCCCUCCACCCGGUGAGGGAGAUUUCGGAGGAGGUGAGUAUGGGGCCAGGCCGGACGUUGGUCAUGGGUUCCCUCCUCCUGGGGUUAACAGGCCCGGGUAUGGUGAGCCCGAGUAUGGAUCGGAAAGGCCCGGAUCUGAAUACGGAUCUGGGUAUGGCCGCCAGAGUGAGCAUGAGCAGGAACCCGGAUCCGGAUACGGACGGAAGAGCCAGUAUGAACAGACUGAAUCGGGAUACGGAUCUGGGUAUGGGCGGAAAAGCGAGUACGAGCAGCCACCCCCAUCGGAAUACGGUCGUAAGAGUGAGUACGAGCAGCCACCCCAAUCGGAAUAUGGAUCUGGAUAUGGGCGGAAGAGUGAGUACGAGCAGCCUCCCCAAUCGGAAUACGGAUCUGGAUAUGGGCGGAAGAGUGAGUACGAGCAGCCACCCCCAUCGGAAUACGGAUCUGGAUAUGGGCGGAAGAGUGAGUACGAGCAGCCACCCGAAUCGGAAUACGGGUCUGGGUACGGGAGGAAGAGCGAGUAUGAGCAGCCACCCGCACCGGAAUAUGGAUCCGGUUAUGGCCGGAAGACCGAUUAUGAGACUCCCGAAUCGGAAUACGGAUCUGGGUAUGUGCGGAAGCCCGAGUAUGAGGCGCCCCCACCAGGGUAUGGAUCCGGAUACGGGCGGAAGCCGGGUUAUGGGGAGGAAGAGGGUAGUGGUGGUUACGGGUAUGGAGGGAGGAGUGAGAGGCCUGAAUACGAGAGUACUGAGCAUGAGAGGCCGAGUUAUGGGGACGAGCCGCCUCGGAGGCAGAGUUAUGGGCGGUCCGAGGAGGAGAGCUAUGAGAGGCGUGAUGAUGAUGAUGGUGGUGGCGAGAGGCGCAAGUAUGGAUACGGUGAAGAGGGUGAAGAGGGCUAUGGGCGCAAGAAAUACGGAGAUGAUGGCUCUGAUGAUGAUGAGGAGAAGCGCCAACGUCAUGGGCAUCACCACCACCGCAAGAGCUAUGAUGAUGAGUAAUUGGAAUGGAAUGCGGUUGCUUUGUGAAUGGGAUUCGUGCCAUAAUUUGAUACUAAAUAAGGGGUUGAGGCAUGACUUCCUUCGAGUCUUUUUUUUAAAGUGGUAUUGUACUGGUACAAGUCUGGAGUGUUCCAUACUCGUCAUGUUUGGCUUUGUUAUCUCAGAGUAUACCUCAGUGUGUGCUUUUACAUAAAAUCUUUUAAAUAAAAUCCCAUACAUUUGGGCU
Juglans microcarpa x Juglans regia is the source of this 1654-nucleotide messenger RNA. RefSeq lists its product as uncharacterized. The record is from RefSeq and is a predicted model, not a curated record. NCBI's taxonomy places the organism in Eukaryota, Viridiplantae, Streptophyta, Magnoliopsida, Fagales, Juglandaceae. Bases 154 to 1428 code for a protein of 424 amino acids. Gene Ontology annotation, molecular function: phosphatidic acid binding. The transcript has 3 exons.